Capsicum annuum is the source of this 3288-nucleotide messenger RNA. RefSeq lists its product as uncharacterized. Bases 466 to 1164 code for a protein of 232 amino acids. The transcript is spliced from 2 exons. Lineage: Eukaryota; Viridiplantae; Streptophyta; Magnoliopsida; Solanales; Solanaceae. The record is from RefSeq and is a predicted model, not a curated record.
GUCUUUAGAUCAUUUCUUUUCAACUUACUGGAAUUGAGAAUUUUUCCAUCUGGUUUCGAUCUAUGAGAUUAUCUCUAUUAGGUAGAAACAAAUUGGGGUUAGUUGAUGGCUCUAGUUCUAAGGAUAAGUUUCCAGCUGAUAUGGCUAAUUAUUGGGAGAGGGUAAAUGCUAUUGAGUUUUGUGUCUAAGAAUUUAUUAGGUGGAAUCAUGUAUGCUACAAAUGCUUAGGUGGUAUGAAAUGAUUUGUGUGAAAGGUUUAACAAGAUUGAUGGUUCAAGAACCUUUAACGUGCAUAAAGAAAUUACAACACUUUCUCAAAGAACUGCAUCUGUUUUAAUAUACUACUCAAGAUUGAAAGAUCUAUGGGAGGAAUUUGAGGCUCUAGUGUCCAUCCCUGGCUGCAAUUGUGAUACUACAAAAAACUAUGUUGCUCACUUACAAAAGUUAAAAUUGUUCCAGUUUCUUAUGGGACUGAAUGAGGCCGAUAGUCAGGCUAGGAGUCAAAUCCUAAUGAUGAAUCCAUUACCCUCAAUUUACCAAGCAUAUGCAAUGAUCGUAAGUGAUGAAGGUCAAAGAUCAGUCAGUGCAAAUGCAGGAAUUCUUGGUUCUAAUCCUGUGUCUACAGGUUAUGAAUCUGCAAUGUUUUCAAAAGGGGUUGGAUCUACUGUGUAUAACAAGUCUGGAGUGCAACAGGGUCAGAGAUUCAAGAAAAAUUAUAAUCUGCAAUGUGAAGUGUGCAAAAUUAGGGGCCACACCAAAGAAAACCGUUGGAAAGUGGUUGGCUAUCCUCCCGACUUCAAAUCUAAGAAGAAGUAUGGGCAUAAUGAUGUGUGUGGUGCUGCUGUUGAGUACACAUCUCAGGACAGUUCUGGUGGUAUGCAAGAAUUGAGCAGUGGAAAUCUUAACAAAUUUGUUGAACCAAAGAUACAGCUUGGUGUUCAGAUGGUGCAGGCACUUCAGAUUACUCCUUGUGUCUUUACAAAUGAUCAAUAUAAUCAAAUUCUGCAGCGGCUAAACAAGGAGGAACAAACUAAGCAUACAACAUAUGUUGCAGAUAUGUUAAUUUUAGGGAAGAUGUGUUUCUAUUCAAACUCACAAACUCAGGAAAUCAACCUAUUUCCUCUGACUGCUAAUCAACUCAAUGACACCUUGAUGAGACUUUAACCAGAAAGACCUGCAUAUAUAAUAUUUCCACACUUACAUGAAGAUAUUUCACCUCAUACUGAUCAUGGAGAUGCUCCACCUCAGCCUGAUCAGGUUCAAGUGCAUCCAGAGAUUCAAUAAGCACCUGUAGCAACAAUUAUUCCUUAAUCUGAAAUAGCUACUAGAAGAACAACAAGAGAUAGAAAAGCACCUCUUUGGAUGAAGGAUUUUGCGUCAUUGAAUAUACAUCAGAAUAAACCAUAUGCUAUGAACAAAUUCCUGAACUAUGAUCUACUGUCAAACAAGUAUCAAGUAUUCAUAGCCAACUCUUCCAUGGAUACUGAACCUACAUGCUAAAAUGAGGCUAUCAAGGAUGUAAGAAGGGUAGCAGCUAUGCAGGUUGAGAUUGAAGCACUUGAAAAAAAUCAAACUUGGGUGGUCACUAGUUUACCUCAAGGGAAGAAACCUAUAAGGUAUAAGUGGAUAUUCAAGAUAAAGUAUAAAGAUAUAGGGGAAGUAGAAAGGUUCAAGGCAAGGUUGGUUGCCAAAGGCUAUAGUCAAUAAGAGGGUAUUGAUUUUCAGGAAACUUUUUCACCUGUGGUGAUGAUGAAGACAGUGAGGAUAGUUCUUACUAUUGCAUCAUAAAAACACUGGUUUGUACAUCAAAUGGAUGUAUACAAUGCAUUCUUACAAGGGGAUCUUCAUGAGGAAAUCUAUAUGCAAUUACCACAGGGCUUUAAGAGUUAGAGGGAGACACAACCAGUAUCCAGAAUCUUAAAAUCCCUGUAUGGACUGAAACAGGAUCCUAGGCAAUGAAAUGCCAAACUUUCAGAAGCUUUAGUCAAGAUGGGGUUCAGUCAAAGCCAAUAUGAUCAUAGUCUAUUUGUAAAAAGGACAACUGAAGGCGUGACCAUAGUGUUGGUGUAUAUAGAUGAUAUGUUGAUUACCGGUGAUACAUUAAAGUUGAUUGAAGAUACUAAAGAGAAACUACAAGAGGCAUUCAAGAAAAAAGACCUUGGAGAGUUAAAAUAUUUCUUGGGGAUAGAAUUUGCAAGAUCGGAAAAGGGUAUCUUAAUGCACCAAAGGAAGUACAUACUGGAAUUGAUAUCUGAAUGAGGACUUGGAGCAGCUAAACCAGCAGGCACACCUUGUGACAUAAAUGUCAAACUUACUACUACGAUGAUCACACGUGUAAUAGUAAGACAACACCCAGUGACCCUCUGAUAGAUCAAUAUGGUUAUCAAAUGCUUAUUGGAAAAAUUUUAUACCUUACUAUGACCAGACCAGAUAUUGCUUAUUGUGUGCAAACUCUCAGUCAAUUCCUUCAACAACCAAAGAAGUGUCACAUGGAUGCAGCCAUCAGGGUAGUUAGAUACAUCAAAAAAGAACCAAGUCUAGGAGUUUUGUUGUCUAGUCAGGUCAAGAAUGAAGUCACUGCAUAUUGUGAUGCAGAUUGGGCAUCAUAUUCAAAUUCAAGGAAAUCUAUCACUGGCUACUUUGUGAAGCUAGGAGAUUCUAUAGUAUCCUGGAAAUCCAAAAAACAAAAUACUAUAUCCAGAAGCUCGGCUGAAGCAGAAUAUAGAAGCAUUGCAGCAACAGUUGUUGAACUAAUAUGGCUACAAGGUCUUAUGAAGGAAAUCAAAGUUGAUAUUGAAUUACCUACUGUAAUUCAUACAGAUAGCAAGUCUGCAAUGCAGAUUGCUUACAAUCCUGUUUACCAUGAAAGGACUAAACACAUUGAGAUAGUUUGUCACUUCAUAAGGGAAAACAUCAACAAAGGUUCAAUGGCAGUCAACUACAUACCUACUAAAGAGCAGCCGACAGACAUCCUUACUAAAGGGCUUAACAGAUUCCAACAUGAUUACCUUUUGUUCAAGCUAAGCAUGAUCAACAUCUUUGGGACUAUCUAGCUUGACGGGGGUGUUGAAGUACCAGAAGAAAGAAAUCUUUUCUUUACAAAAUUGUUAACUAUUUUCUGAGAAGUUAGUUACUAACUGUUUUGACAGUUAUUUGGAAAUUAGUUAGUUAUGGAUAGGUGAGCCUAGAACAAUCCUUUUUCUCACUAUAUAUACAUGUGUGAUGAUAACUCUUUCAACGUAAGAGAGAAUUAAUAAUAAGAAAAUUCCUCAAGUUUCUUCUUCCUCA